Messenger RNA from Elephantulus edwardii (Cape elephant shrew), 1437 nucleotides. RefSeq names its product caspase 7, apoptosis-related cysteine peptidase (gene CASP7). Gene Ontology annotation, biological process: proteolysis; apoptotic process. Bases 1 to 1437 code for a protein of 478 amino acids. Gene Ontology annotation, cellular component: cytoplasm. The transcript is spliced from 8 exons. The record is from RefSeq and is a predicted model, not a curated record. NCBI's taxonomy places the organism in Eukaryota, Metazoa, Chordata, Mammalia, Macroscelidea, Macroscelididae.
AUGGCCUUCCACCUGGUUUCUGAGGCUGUAAAUCCUUAUGAGACCGUGCACAUUUCCCAGGCUAAGAAGCUGAUCCCAGAGAGUGCAGCGCCUUUUGCAGCAGUGCACAUAAUCUGCAAACUUGACUGUAAACCCCGCGCAGAGCGUGCUCUCUCCUCCCGGGCGCCGCCGGUGGGGCGUGCCCUUCGGACCGGACCCGAGCUGAGCUGCGCGCUGCACGGUUCUGACCCGGAGGCGGUGCCUGCAGCCCCGCCCGGCUCGGUCCCGCCCCUGCUCCGCCUCCUGGGUCCCGGCUUCUACUUUCGCUUUCAUAUAAAGCCUCCGGGGGACCCGGGUCGAGAGCCACAGGCAGGGCCACUGCAGAGAGCUCAGUACAGGCUUCGAGAAGGUUCUGUGGUCCCUGCUCCCCACGACCGCCCGCCUCUCCCCGCACUUCCGCCGGCCUCUCCCCGCCCGCCUUGCCGGCUGGCUUUCCACCACGACCGAGAACUUUUGGGCACUAAGAGGACAUCUGGGCUUCCAGAGAUGGAGGAUGAGCUGGACUCUGUUGCGAAGCAGGAAGCCGGCGAUUCAGCAGAUAAAGAUGUUGUGGAUGCCAGGCCAGACCGGUCCUCGUUUGUCCCGUCACUCUUCAGUAAGAAGAAAAGCAGUUCACAGUCUGUCAAGAGCAAACAGGACAAAGGGAGUGUGUCUCCACAUCGAUAUAACAUGAAUUUCGAGAAGGUGGGCAAAUGCAUCAUAAUAAACAACAAGAACUUUGAAAAGGUAACAGGAAUGGGGCCCAGGAAUGGAACCGACAAAGAUGCCGAGGCCCUCUUCAAGAGCUUCCGACGCCUCGGCUUUGACGUCAUCGUCUACAAUGACUGCUCUUGUGACCGGAUGCAGGACUUACUCAAACAAGCUUCCGAAGAGGACCAUACAAACUCGGCCUGCUUUGCCUGCAUCAUGUUAAGCCACGGCGAAGAGAACCUAAUUUACGGAACAGAUGGAAUGACACCGAUAAAGGAUCUGACAGCCUGCUUUCGGGGAGACAGGUGCAGAACGCUGUUAGAGAAGCCCAAACUCUUCUUCAUUCAGGCGUGCCGUGGCUCGGAGUUCGAUGACGGAAUCCAGGCCGACUCCGGCGUUGUCAGUGACGCGGACACUAAUCCUCAGUACAAGAUUCCAGUCGAAGCUGACUUCCUCUUCGCUUAUUCCACUGUUCCAGGCUAUUUCUCUUGGAGGAACCCAGGAAGAGGCUCCUGGUUCGUGCAAGCCCUCUGCUCCGUCCUGGACGAGCACGGGAAGGAGCUGGAGAUUAUGCAGAUCCUCACCAGGGUGAACUACAGGGUGGCCAGGGAUUUCGAGUCCCAGUCUGAGGACCCAACCUUCCACGAGAAGAAGCAGAUCCCAUGCAUGGUGUCCAUGCUCACCAAGGAACUCUACUUUGAAAAGUAG